GGCCCGGCCCGGCCCCGCCGAGCGAUGCUGCUGCUGGCCGCCGCCUUCCUCGUGGCGUUCGUGCUGCUGCUCUACAUGGUGUCACCGCUCAUCAGCCCCAAGCCCCUCGCCCUGCCCGGGGCGCAUGUAGUGGUUACAGGGGGCUCCAGUGGUAUUGGAAAGUGUGUCGCUAUCGAGUGCUAUAAGCAAGGAGCGUUCAUAACUCUGGUGGCACGGAAUGAGGACAAGCUGCUGCAGGCAAAGAAAGAAAUUGAAAAGCACUCUAUUAAUGAUAAACAGGUGGUGCUUUGUAUAUCCGUUGACGUUUCUCAAGACUACAGCCAAGUAGAGAAUGUCAUAAAACAAGCACAGGAGAAACUGGGCCCAGUAGACAUGCUUGUGAACUGUGCAGGAAUGUCACUUUCGGGAAAAUUUGAAGAUCUUGAAGUUAGUACUUUUGAGCGACUCAUGAGCGUCAACUACCUAGGCAGCGUGUACCCCAGCCGCGCCGUGAUCACCACCAUGAAGGAGCGCCGCGUGGGCAGGAUCGUCUUUGUCUCCUCCCAGGCGGGACAGCUGGGGUUAUUCGGCUUCACAGCCUACUCGUCCUCCAAGUUUGCCAUCAGGGGAUUGGCUGAAGCUUUGCAGAUGGAGGUGAAGCCAUACAACGUCUAUGUCACAGUUGCCUACCCGCCAGACACAGACACCCCUGGGUUUGCAGAAGAAAACAAAACCAAGCCUUUGGAGACUCGCCUGAUUUCAGAGACCGUAUCUGUUUGCAAACCAGAGCAAGUGGCCAAACAAAUUGUUAAAGACGCCAUACAAGGGAAUUUUAACAGUUCCAUUGGCUCCGACGGGUACAUGCUGUCGUCCCUGACCUGUGGAAUGGCUCCGGUAACUUCUAUCACUGAAGGGCUCCAGCAGGUGGUCACCAUGGGCCUUUUCCGCACCAUCGCGCUGUUUUACCUCGGAAGCUUCGACAGCAUCGUGCGUCGCUGCAUGACGCAGAGAGCAAAAUCGGAAAUUGCAGACAAAACUGCCUAAUCCGUACCCCUGGGGAAAAGACUGUUUCUAAAUAACCGAACAGCUUGCUGCUAAAAGGGACCCAGUUUUUGGCACGUAUGUAUCGCUUUUGAAUAUGUGAGAUCGGACCAGUGCUCUUCAGAAACCUGGCUGCAGGCGAGGGGAGAGGCGUGCGGCUCGGGUGAUGUUAUUAACACUAUGCAAAUACGGAGCAGGAGACCCGUGGUUCUCGGGGCGGGGAGGUGAUGACCCUAUGGGAACGAACAGCAUGUGAGCAGGGUGAAGACCUUGAUUCCAGAAUGAUCAUUUACAUGUGUCUAUUUAUUCUCCCCCCCCCCUAUUGAGAUUAAGUCCAGAAAUGUACCUUAUGAUAUAUAAGAUGCAGCUUUGGGCACUUUUUUUUAACCUUCCACAAUAGGCAGUUUAUAGGUUUCUGGGGCUUUUUUUCCCCCCCCUUGGUCUUUUUAACAUGGUGUAUUUUAUUCAAGAGGAGUUUUACAUAUUGCGGGCAAGUCUGAGUGUGUGAUGAUGUCCCUGACUCACUGUCUUCUGGUGGCCACUCGUGGCUUCUCUCUCUCUUUGAUCCCAUAAAAAUACAGGGGGAUGAGAGAGAACAAUGCAGGGGAAGGGCAGGAGAGAGCGUUUUCCAGUAGGAAAAAUAGUGAUUUCUUGUCUUCUUUAGACUCGAAUGCGUAGAGCACUUUUUGUUUUUCAUUCACGGGGAAAGGCAGCCUCCUAAAAUGUUUUCUGAAGAGAAAUAAAAUCUUAGAAGCUUAAAAGUUUACAAUUUCUUCAACAGCCAUGAGGACGCGGAGCUCACCCAUCCCUUUAGAGUGUCUUGUCAUUCUUCCCGUCUCUCCCUCCUGUUUCCCUGAUACUGCUAUAAUAUUUUUAUAUAUAAAAAAAAGACUAGUUAAAAUUUUUUGACUUGACUUUUUAAAUUAACUCAUGAAUUAAUUAAAACAGGUGAAAAAAAUUAAAAAGUGUGACAUUCUUCUGGUAGCAUAUAUGUAGCUUUUACGAAAGGCUGAUGAUCGUAUAUUUGCAUUUUCCUCGUUAAGAGAAAGAAGAUAAGACAAAGCCGAUUUUGAAGAUACUCAUUUUUGAAAGAAAAUGAUCACCCAUUCUUUCUGUGACUCCCAUUUAAUCAGAGAACCUUCUCUGCACACCACGUUAAGGAAGCCCAAUCGUCACUCCCGCAACAUAAGCCCUGGGAUCCUCUCGGCCCCGUGAAUGUUGUUUUCACAUCACAGGCUCUGUUGCUCAGUUUGUGGAUUUCCACAAUAAGUGCCUCUCAUGGGUUUUGGCCAACAUUCCCUACUUCUUCCUGUCACUGUGUGUGCUCCACACACAGUGGACAGUCCCCUUCAUCGUAAUGCUACGUAAUGCUACGCCUCCUCCUUCCUGCACACACAGUAUGCAUAUACUGUGUAUACAAAAGAUUAAAGGCCUAAAAAUUACAGCAAACCUUCUUUUGCUCUUGAAUUUUUGAACCUCUUGACUUUAAGAUGAUUUAUUUUUUUUAAAGUGAGAUAUUUAAUGGCUUUAAUCCUUGGCAUCCUUUUAAUGAGGAUCUGAGAAUGGCAUAUUUUAACACUGACAAAGAUCAAAGAAAUUAUUUAAUAUAGAAGUUGCUUGGAAUGACUUCAUUGCAGUUUGUGGGGGUGGGUGGAUGCCAUAACAGUUUCAUGAAUCUCUCUGUCUUCUGUAGCCAUCGUUUGCAAACUACAUUAGGUCAUACCUCGCAGCCUCUUAAGAUAGAAUAAUGGCUCUAUUUCUCUAAUUCACAGAAAACAGUUACACAUUAAUGUCUGGCUAUUUCUCACUUUUAUUUUUUCUGGUGAAUGUUCCUUGUUGGCACCUCCAACUGCUGGUCCAGAUGAAAAUCUAGCCCAAGAUGGUGUCUCGUUUAGUACGAUUAUUGGACCACAGUUACUUCCGUAGGCGUUUUCAAGGUUUCCUCGUAGCCUGUACUGUCACCUCCAGGUAAUCUGCUCCCUGAACAAAUUUAAGAGCCCCCAUUCUGUGGUGGGAGAUCCUUUCCUCAAGCCUGUUGUAGCUCGGGCAUGAGAGCAGAUUUUGUGGAGAUCAUAUCAUCAAGGAAUGGGCUUCUUUGUCAGACAAGUUAAAGGGCCAAAGCUCUGUAUCCAAAAAGCUUUGAAAACUAAGUUGUUGGGGUUUUUUUCCCCUUCUUUUCCUAAAUUUGAUGCCAUUAUUCAUUUGAUAGCAAAACCUGACUUGAACUGAUGUGUUAAGAGUUUUGAUUUAUCCAUUUUAUGGGCUCUUCAUUAAUUUUUCCCAAAGCAACAACAAUGAGUUUGAUUCUAGGUAUUGCCCUAGAUUCUACAGACACAUUUUGUAACAUCCAGCAUAUGCCCCACAUCACCUUUUUCCAAAUCUAAAAAAUUAAGAAUUCUGAAAUGAGUCUGGCCCGAACAGUUUGGAUAAAGGAUUAUGGACAUUUAGCAGUGUCACACAAAGAUCUGACUUCAUCCAAAACAUGAAAAUAUUACAAAGGCAAAUUCUAUUUUUUAUCUUUUUUGGCUCAGUUUUUGUACAUUUUUUAUACUGACUUGUCUUUUUUUUUUUUUUUUUUGCCUGCUCAGGGGAAUUAAAAACAACACCAACAACAAUGCACACACACACAAAACCCCCUGAAUCAGAUUGUUCAGGAAACUGUUGCCAUUUUUUUUUUCUUUUUCUUUUUCUUUUUUUUAAAGGGGUCAUUGAUUCAACACUGUACUGUACCCAGAAGUGGGUGUGUCUUACCUGUGGCAGAAGGAGUUUGAUUCCAAUGCUGUUGAAGUAUUGGCUUUCUGUUUGUGACCAGCUACUGUUUACUGUGUGUGUUGGUUCCGAAGUGGUUGCCUCUGCUGGGCUUGGUUUUACUGUUUUAUUAUAGUAUAUUUGUGAGUAUAUUUAUUUAAAAAAAAUGUUGAAUGUCGUUCAUCCGUAGAAAUUCCAAAAUAUGUUCAAGGACCCUCUAUAAUUAAAAAAGAUAUAAGAUCUAACCCCCAUUUCUUUUUACAAAAACAAAGUCCAGGAAAUUGUUCUUUUCUGUUAUUUUUUAAAAUUUAAUUUUCACAGCUGAAAAGAGAAAAAAUGAAAAAUACUGUCAAUAAUGGCCUCUUUGCAUUAAUACUUACAUGUGUUCAGUUAGAAAUUUGCUGGUUAAACCAUAUAUCACUGAUUCUUAGAAGUGAACUUUGGGAGUGCAUUUCUAAUAUUUAGAUGAUAAAAGCAUUUUGGAAAUAGUAGCUUCAAUUCGAAGAAUUGUAUGUCUUUGUCUUUCUGGAAGAAGGCAAUACCAUGAUAAUUUUUUUUUUUUACUGAGUUUUAUCAUCAACAGAUUUAAUUUUAUUACCUCAUGUUCUAAUUUAAACAUGUCUCACUCACAUGAGGACACUUUUAAAUAUUCAUAGUUUUUGACAAUACGAUGCCUUGUAUCUUUCUCAUGUCCUUAGUUCUUAGUAACUCAGCUUUAAAAAGUACACUAACCAUAACCUUCCAUACUCUGGACUAAAUCUUGUUUAGUUCAGCGCAAUGACGGCAGAUUUGAUAUUUUGAAGAGGAGAUAAUAGCUAUUAUAUUUUACACUUGCUUGAUGGGACAACUCUAAAGACAUUUUUAAACUGUAAGAAUGCACUUGGCUAUUUUGAUAUAUAUUAGAACUUGUGUUUGCUACUUUAGAUGCUUUUGUGGCAAAAUUGUAACCUAAUUUUCAUAUCUUGUAUUUCUGAAUCACAACAAAAAAUAAAUGGGGAACAAGCUUUA
Messenger RNA from Lutra lutra (Eurasian river otter), 4776 nucleotides. RefSeq names its product 3-ketodihydrosphingosine reductase (gene KDSR). The transcript is spliced from 10 exons. Gene Ontology annotation, molecular function: 3-dehydrosphinganine reductase activity. The coding region runs from base 25 to 1023 and encodes 332 amino acids. Gene Ontology annotation, cellular component: endoplasmic reticulum membrane. Gene Ontology annotation, biological process: sphingolipid biosynthetic process. Lineage: Eukaryota; Metazoa; Chordata; Mammalia; Carnivora; Mustelidae. The record is from RefSeq and is a predicted model, not a curated record.